Messenger RNA from Esox lucius (northern pike), 3296 nucleotides. It is a transcript of the gene dlk2, whose product is annotated as delta-like 2 homolog (Drosophila). The record is from RefSeq and is a predicted model, not a curated record. NCBI's taxonomy places the organism in Eukaryota, Metazoa, Chordata, Actinopteri, Esociformes, Esocidae. The transcript has 6 exons. The coding region runs from base 1298 to 2536 and encodes 412 amino acids. Gene Ontology annotation, molecular function: Notch binding; calcium ion binding.
ACAGUGUUUCUAACUAGAGUCAUAUCUCCACACAAACCAAAUAUUUGUAAAGAGCAACAGAGACACUGGCCUCUUAGCCUUCUUGCAUUCAAAUGUUUUGCCACUGGCUUUCAGAGGAUUACUUGUUGAGGACUACUUAAAGCUGUGCGUCUUUGAAGAGGAACUUACUUGAGUUUUGUUGGGCAGCUGAGUAGGAGUUCAGUCGGGCAGCUUAGUAGGAGUUCAGCUGCUGUUGGACAGACUGGUGUGGGUGUACCUCUCAAGCCUUGUGGAGGGGCCAGGAUAAGGUGGGUAGACAGAAGUCCGGUGCAUUUAGAUCGCUUCGGGACCACAGCUUUUUUCUUUUGUGUGAUAAUAAAAAGUGAUUCCCAAAGUCUAGGCCACUAUGACAAGCUUGAUCCUCCCGGCUGAGGUGAUAACACAGGAACCACUCCUUUCCUGAAAACCGGACCUGGGCUUGAGGUAAUGUUAGAGGUUUAAACUGAGGUUCUUCUGUGGUUUGACGCGGACUGAAAAACACUUGCAGAGUGCUGACUUAUAGACGAUAAAAUAUCCACACAAGCUUUGCUAUCUGAUAUUCCAGACAGCCAGAGCAGUGUCACAAAGAAUAAAUCAGAGAGCACGUGGAUGGCAAGAGAGUUUGAAGACUACAGAGGUGUGAAUAGUAGAGUCAGUGAGAGCACUCAGAGUCCCUCCUCGGGGACAGAAACUUUCCACCUGUGAAACCCAACCACUUCGGGUUCCAAGACGCUGAAAGCUGGUGGCUGUUGUCUUCCCUCUCCCCGCCUGCUGUCGACCUCUUCUGCUGCACUCACAUGGCCACGAGUGUGGAGCUGCUAUCUAAUCAGUGCCUAAUUUAACACGGCCGCCAACAACGCUCGAGACAAAGUGCUUUGGCGACAAAAAACCUGUGACCCUGUCCGACUCUCUGUCAAUGAGGAGGUAAAAAAAAUGGGUCGGUCUGGAGGUCUGGAGUGUCAGGUCAGCACCGAGAUGAGACAGCUAGGUGUAGAGCAGUCAGAGAGGGUGUGAAGUGGGGCGGACGCGUGAGUCUCCUUGAAGUACAUCUAGAGGGGGGAGCGGUGGAUUCUCCGGCCUGUCUGCAGCUCACCACACACUAACAUAACCCAACACCAACUGAGUGAGGCCGCUGCACAGCAGGUGAGAGUACUGGACACACUUCCAAGGGAAGAAAAGCCCACCACCAGGCGGAUAGAUUGUUGGAGCAUGUUACCGGGCAUCUCUGCUUUGAAAGCGUGAAGGACUGAGGAGUUCCAAACAAGAUCCCCUUUGCACCAUGCCAAUGCGAUACUCGCUCCCUCUGCUGCUCUGCAGUUGCUGUGUUCUACUGCUCGCCCACCAAGGCAAGGGUCAAGCUCUGAACUGCACCUGUAAUAUGACCAACAGUCGGUGUGAUGAGAAUUCAGUGUGCAGGUGCGACCCGGGCUGGGAGGGGCAGGAGUGUGACGUGUGUGUGAGAAUGCCGGGCUGCAUCCAUGGAUCGUGCCACCAACCCUGGCAGUGCAACUGCCAACCCGGAUGGGCAGGACGCUUUUGCGACAAAGAUAUCCACGUGUGCACAAAUGAGGCACCUUGUCAGAAUGGCGCCACGUGUUACACAAACGUUUCAGGGGAAUACACUUGCCUCUGUCCCGAGAGCUUUCACGGCAGGAACUGCGAACACAAGACGGGACCUUGUCACAGGAGCAGCAGGUCUCCGUGUAAGAAUGGCGGGCAGUGUGAGGACAGCGGUGGCCACGCCCUGGAGCUCUCCUGCCGCUGCCUGGCCGGCUUCACAGGGCCUCGCUGCGAGACCAAUAUGGACGACUGCCUGAUGCGCCCCUGUGCCAACGGAGCCACCUGCCUGGACGGCAUCAACCGCUUCUCUUGCCUCUGCCCCGGCGGCUUCGUGGGUCGGUUCUGCACCGUCAACCUGGAUGACUGCGCCAGCCAGCCCUGCCUGAACGGAGGACGCUGUCUGGACCGGGCCAGCACCUUCCAGUGCCUCUGCAAGCCCGGCUUCACCGGGAGGACGUGUGACGUGCCCCUCCAGAGCCCGGAGAACCACGCCACCAUUAGGAGCUCGCAAGGUUGGGCCGGGGGAGGAGGGGACCGGGUCGGGGUGACUCAGGCCAGGCCGGACCAGAUCUCCCCAGGGGCUGACCACACUCAGGGCAGCGGUGAACGUAGCAACGGGGACAGGCUGUUGAAGAUCUCAGUGAAGGAGGUGGUGACCCAGCGGGGGUCGUCGGGCCUGUCAGAGGUGCAGCUCAUCGUGGUGCUGGCUCUUGGGGGCAUGACUCUGGCGGUGGUGGCCCUUACAGCUGGCUUGGUAAUCAGGGGACACCGGCGGGGGGGCUGCGGCAGCUGUCGGUGGGGCCCGGCCCCUCGACCGCCCCCGCGAGGAAACCGAGACAGCCAGCCGCCCACUCAGAGCCGCCUAGUCGUGGGGGAGCAGGAGUGUAAGAUCAGCUACCUACACACGCCUACGACCCCAGAACUAGAGAAGAAGAAACUGAACACGGAGGUGAUUUAAGCUACAGGCUCACCACGUCCACCAUCCUGAACGCAGGACAGGACUCGAGAACAGAUUGCUCUCAGCAGAGGGAAAGCCACGCUUCCAUCCCAGCCCUGCCUCCAUUACUGACUGUUUCCAGCACUGACAUUAAAAUACCAACAACAUGCCCAUCUAGGAAUCGAAACCUAGACAGACACCGGACCAAGAAGACCGACUUCAUGGGGAAAUGGGAGGAGAAUGUAUUUCACACUGCUAACAAAAGAAGCAUGGUCAUUACAUGAUUAUUGCCAGACCACAGGAUUAAAGCAGAGGUGGAUACUGAGAAAUAUGCUGUGACGUGUUCUCAGCUACUCAUCACAGACAAUCAAUGCGUAAUUCCCUCAUCCUCAAAAUCAGCUGAUGCAGUUACUUGGCAUGACAGACAAUGACUGAGAGACAGUUUUGGAAUGUAAGUAGAGACAAUGUCCUUGUCCUGUCAUCCAAAUUGAUGUAACAGUAUGUCAAUGCUGUUCUUGUCAUGAUAUUAUGCCAAAACGUUAGACAUGAAUACAGAUGUUGCCCAAUCUGCUCAUAUAUUUCCAAAUGAGCUCUGAAAGCUCUGCCUAAAUAAAUUCCCAGCUUCCAGUGAACAUAAUUCUGAAAUCCAGACAGACAAAUGAAUGCCUGAGGUUAUAUUUUAACAAUGUACUUUAAAUAUGACUGAUAAAAAGACCUGCAACAUGUACUUUGUUAAAUUACAAUUGUGUUAUUUUGUAAAGUGAUAUUCUGUCAUUUAUGU